This is a messenger RNA of Gadus chalcogrammus (walleye pollock), 2760 nucleotides long. RefSeq names its product glutamate receptor 4. Bases 1 to 2760 code for a protein of 919 amino acids. NCBI's taxonomy places the organism in Eukaryota, Metazoa, Chordata, Actinopteri, Gadiformes, Gadidae. The record is from RefSeq and is a predicted model, not a curated record. Gene Ontology annotation, cellular component: plasma membrane; AMPA glutamate receptor complex; postsynaptic membrane. The transcript has 18 exons. Gene Ontology annotation, biological process: synaptic transmission, glutamatergic; modulation of chemical synaptic transmission; monoatomic ion transport. Gene Ontology annotation, molecular function: transmitter-gated monoatomic ion channel activity involved in regulation of postsynaptic membrane potential; AMPA glutamate receptor activity.
AUGAGGAUUUCUAGUGAUCAGUUUCUAUUGAUAUUCUCGGGCUUAUGGGGACUGACAAUGGGUGCUUUCCCAAGCAGCGUUCAGAUAGGGGGGCUGUUCAUCCGGAACACGGAUCAGGAGUACACAGCCUUCCGGCUGGCCAUCUUCCUCCACAACACCAGCCCCAACGCCUCGGAAGCCCCCUUCAACCUGGUGCCUCAUGUGGACAACAUCGAGACGGCCAACAGCUUUGCCGUCACCAACGCCUUCUGCUCGCAGUACUCCCGGGGCGUCUUCGCCAUCUUCGGCCUGUACGACAAGCGCUCGGUGCACACGCUGACGUCCUUCUGCGGCGCGCUGCACAUCAGCCUCAUCACGCCCAGCUUCCCCACCGAGGGCGAGAGCCAGUUCACCCUGCAGCUGCGGCCCUCCAUCCGGGGGGCCCUGCUGUCCCUGCUCGACCACUACGACUGGAACAAGUUUGUCUUCCUCUACGACACCGACCGGGGAUACUCCAUCCUGCAGGCCAUCAUGGAGAAGGCGGGCCAGAACAACUGGCAGGUGAGCGCCAUCUGCGUGGAGAAUUUCAACGACGCCAGCUACCGCCGGCUCCUAGAGGACCUGGACCGGCGGCAGGAGAAGAAGUUUGUGAUCGACCUGGAGGCGGAGCGGCUCAACAACAUGCUGGAGCAGAUCGUCAGUGUGGGCAAACACGUCAAGGGAUACCAUUACAUCAUGGCUAACCUGGGCUUUAAGGACAUUAACCUGGAGCGUUUCAUGCACGGCGGGGCCAACGUGACGGGCUUCCAACUGGUGGACUUCAGCAACCCCAUGGUCAUCAAGCUGAUGCAGCGCUGGAACAAACUGGACCAGCGCGAGUACCCCGGCUCCGACGCCCCUCCCAAAUACACGUCUGCGCUGACUUACGACGGAGUGAUGGUGAUGGCGGAGGCGUUCCGGAUUUUGCGGCGGCAGAAAGUGGACCUCUCCCGGCGGGGCAACGCCGGCGAAUGUCUGGCCAACCCUGCCGCCCCCUGGAACCAGGGGCUCGACAUGGAGAGAACCCUCAAACAGGUGCGGAUGCAGGGAUUAACAGGUAAUGUCCAGUUCGACCACUAUGGCCGAAGGGUCAACUACACGAUGGACGUGUUUGAGCUGAAGAGUAACGGACCCCGACGGAUCGGCUACUGGAACGACGCAGACAAGAUGGUGCUCAUCCAGGACUCUCUCCUCCUGCCAAACGACACCUCAGGCAUGGAGAACAGGACCGUCGUGGUGACUACCAUCAUGGAAGGGCCGUACGUGAUGCUGAAGAAGAACUGGGAGCUGUACGAGGGAAACGACCAGUACGAGGGUUACUGCGUGGACCUGGCCUCGGAGAUCGCCAAGCACAUCGGCAUCAAGUACAAGAUCUCCAUCGUGCCCGACGGGAAGUACGGCGCCCGGGACCCGGAGACGAAGAUCUGGAACGGGAUGGUCGGGGAGCUGGUGUACGGGAAAGCCGAUGUGGCGGUGGCUCCCCUGACCAUCACCCUGGUGCGUGAGGAGAUGAUAGACUUCACCAAGCCCUUCAUGUCCCUGGGCAUCUCCAUCAUGAUCAAGAAGCCCACCAAGUCCAAGCCGGGGGUCUUCUCCUUCCUGGACCCGCUGGCCUAUGAGAUCUGGAUGUGCAUCGUGUUUGCGUACAUCGGAGUCAGCGUGGUGCUGUUCCUGGUCAGUCGUUUCAGUCCAUACGAGUGGAAGGGCGAAGACGAUGAUGAUGAAGACGAGCAGCAAAAGGAGGCAGGAGAAUACACCAAUGAGUUUGGGAUCUUCAACUCUCUCUGGUUCUCCCUGGGGGCCUUCAUGCAGCAGGGCUGUGACAUCUCCCCCAGGUCUCUGUCGGGUCGCAUCGUUGGGGGGGUGUGGUGGUUCUUCACCCUCAUCAUCAUCUCCUCCUACACGGCCAACCUGGCGGCCUUCCUCACCGUGGAGAGGAUGGUGUCCCCCAUCGAGAGCGCAGAGGACCUGGCCAAGCAGACGGAGAUCGCCUACGGGACCCUGGAAGGAGGCUCCACCAAGGAGUUCUUCAGGAGGUCCAAGAUCGCGGUGUUCGAGAAGAUGUGGUCGUUCAUGAAGAGCGCCGACCCCUCUGUGUUCGUCAAGAGCACCAACGAGGGCAUGACGCGCGUGCGCAAGUCAAAGGGCAAGUACGCCUACCUGCUGGAGUCCUCCAUGAACGAGUACAUCGAGCAGCGCAAGCCCUGCGACACCAUGAAGGUGGGCGGGAACCUGGACUCCAAGGGCUACGGGGUGGCCACGCCCAAGGGAUCCCCUCUCAGAAACCCUGUAAACUUGGCAGUGUUAAAACUGAACGAGCAGGGCCUGUUGGACAAAUUGAAAAACAGAUGGUGGUAUGACAAGGGAGAGUGCGGCACCGGGGGAGGGGACUCCAAGGAUAAGACCAGUGCCCUGAGCCUCAGCAAUGUGGCCGGAGUGUUCUACAUUCUGAUUGGCGGGCUAGGGCUGGCCAUGUUGGUGGCACUGGUCGAAUUCUGCUACAAAUCCCGCAUCGAGUCUCGGAGAAUGAAGGAGCUGAUCGACGCGGCCAUGAUGAGCGUCAGCAUGGGUAGAGGGGCGGCGGGUGGGGGCAUGGGUGGAGGGGUAGCGGGCGGUGCCUUCAUCCAGGGGGGGGAGAACGGACGCUUGGGGGCGCUGGACUACCAAAAGAUGGGGCCUCAGACCCUCCCCUGCAUGGGCCAGGGGGCGGCCGGCCUGGGCAUCAACACCACCGGCAUGUGA